Limulus polyphemus (Atlantic horseshoe crab) is the source of this 5900-nucleotide messenger RNA. Its product is annotated as DNA topoisomerase I, mitochondrial-like. Gene Ontology annotation, biological process: DNA replication; chromosome segregation; DNA topological change. The transcript is spliced from 18 exons. The record is from RefSeq and is a predicted model, not a curated record. NCBI's taxonomy places the organism in Eukaryota, Metazoa, Arthropoda, Merostomata, Xiphosura, Limulidae. Gene Ontology annotation, cellular component: chromosome; nucleolus. Gene Ontology annotation, molecular function: DNA binding; DNA topoisomerase type I (single strand cut, ATP-independent) activity. The coding region runs from base 823 to 3186 and encodes 787 amino acids.
CUUAGUCUGUAACGCAAGCUUUCGAGUCGCCAUAGUUGGACUUUAAGAUAGAGUGUAUAUCCUAUGCUAAGUAGCAUUUAGGUUCAUAAAAAGAAAUGAGUUCUUUCGGGGUCGAUUUUCCAAUGGCGGAUCAGGGCCCAUUCAGUCCGACUGUUACUUCGAAUUUGGCUUCUGGAUCUGGAAUGUUUCACCAUGAUGAUCUGAAGGGAAUGCAAAAACUGGUGACAAAUGGCCUGUCUAAAGAUGUGUCUAAUCAUGUGCCUCACAAAACAAAAUCUGGAAUGUCUAGUUCUAGUAAAUCAGACAUCAAAAUGAUGAAGCCUGGUGAGAAUAAAGACAAUAACAACAAAGUUCAUUCACAUAAAACCAGUUCUAGUAAACAUCAUGAAGACAAAGUUUACUUAAAACAUUCUUCAAGCUCAAAAGAAAAUUCAUCUAAAGUUAAAUCUAUAAAACAUAAUGACUCUUCUAAACAUAAGGAAAAAAGUGAUUCCUCUAAACUUAAGGAAAAAUCUCAGGACAAAGAAAAAGUAAAUUCAACUGGGCAUAAAACCAAAGAAGGAAGUGUGAAACCCAAAGAAUCAAGCAGCAAACCAAAGGAUUCAUCGUACAAGUCUAGUGAUGGUGUUUCCUCAAAAAUUGGUGAUAGUGCAAAAAAGGAUUUCAAAUCAAAAGAUAUUUUAAAAAGUGAAGGAACCAGUAAGAAAGAAGGGGUAAAGUUAAAGGAAAAUAAAGAAAGCCAUAAAACCAAAGAAAGAAGAAGAGAAAUUCAGAGAAGAAAAGCACAAAUCUAGUGAAUAUAAAGAGCAUGAAUCAAAAGAGAUGAAUGACAAACAUCAUGGAGAAAAGUCAAAGCAUAGUUCUUCAUCUGAAAAACUUAAAACUGGGAGCAACAAGAUUAAAGAUAUUAGUGAAAAAGAAAAGAUUAAAGUGAAAGAAAAUAAUGAGAAAAACAAAUUGAAGAACAGAGAACAUGGAGAAAAAAAAGAUAUAUCCAAAGAAUUUGAAGAAGGAAGAGCAGGAGGAGAUGCCAGAAUUGAUGUGAAGAAAAAGAUUGUGCACACCGAUAAGAUAGAACGCUCUAGCCACAUUGUGAAAGAAGAAAGUCCUCUGAAAAUAAAGAUAAAACGUGAACCAGAAGGUUCAGUAAGUGAUGAUGAUGUUCCUUUGGCAGCGAGGACAGUUGUGGCAGAAAAAACCAAAGAAGUGAAAAUUAAGAGGGAAAGAGAUGGUGAUUCAGAUGAUGAGCCACUAGCUGCACGAGCAGAAAAGGUUAAGAAAAUUAAGGUUGAACACUCAGAAGAAAAAAUAAAAGUAAAGACAGAAAAAAAAGAUAAACACAACAAGGAAGCAGAGAACAGAAAAAGAAAAACAGAGGAUGAGGAUUUAAAGCCUAUUAAAAAAGUGAAGAAAGAAGACAAGAAGAUAAAAAAGGGAUCCACAGAAACAAGCAGCUCAAGGAAAUCAGGAAAACAAAAAGAAGAGCAAGAAGUUUGGAAAUGGUGGGAGGAAGAAAAACAUGCAGAGGGUGUAAAAUGGAAAACACUUCAGCACAGUGGUCCUGUCCUUGCACCACCUUAUGAGCCUCUACCAAAAUCAGUCAAGUUUUAUUAUGAAGGUAAACAUAUGGUCUUGAGUCCAGAAUGUGAAGAAGUAGCAGGGUUUUAUGCCAGAAUGCUGGAGCAUGAAUAUGUUACCAAAGAUGUUUUCAACAAAAACUUUUUUAAGGACUGGAGGAAGGUAAUGACCCAAGAAGAAAAAGAAAAGAUCACAGAUUUGAAGAAGUGUAACUUCAAGGAAUUAGCAGAAUAUUUUAAAGUCAAGUCAGAAGAGAGAAAAAACAUGUCUAAGGAAGAGAAAGCUGAAAUAAAGAAAAAGAAUGAAGAAAUCCAGAAGGAGUAUGGAUUUUGUAUCAUUGAUGGACACAAACAGAAGAUUGGCAACUUCAAAAUUGAACCUCCUGGUCUAUUUCGUGGGCGUGGGGAACACCCAAAAAUGGGCAUGUUGAAGAAACGUGUUCGUCCUGAAGACAUAAUCAUAAACAUUGGAAAGGAAGCUAAUGUCCCCAAGCCACCUGAAGGACGCAAAUGGAAAGAGGUUCGACAUGACAACACUGUUACUUGGCUUGCUUGUUGGAAUGAAAACAUCCUGGGAGCCACCAAGUACAUCAUGUUGAACCCCAGUUCAAAGCUGAAGGGGGAGAAAGACUGGCAGAAGUAUGAGACAGCACGAAAACUAUAUAAACAUGUUGACAGAAUAAGGAAUGAGUACAGAGAAGACUGGAAAUCAAAAGAAAUGAGAGUGAGGCAACGAGCUGUGGCACUGUACUUUAUUGACAAGCUUGCCCUUCGAGCUGGUAAUGAGAAGGAAGAGGGGGAGAGUGCUGACACCGUUGGUUGUUGCUCACUCCGUGUGGAACACAUUACUUUACAUGAUGAGCAAGAUGGUAAAGAGUUUGUGGUAGAGUUUGACUUUCUAGGUAAAGACUCGAUUCGUUAUGUUAACAGCAUUCCUGUAGAGAAACGUGUAUUUAAAAACCUGAAACUGUUCAUGGAAAACAAACAGCCUGGUGAUGACCUGUUUGACCGUUUGAAUACAAGCAUAUUGAAUAAAUAUUUAAAUGAGCUAAUGGAAGGCCUAACAGCCAAAGUCUUCAGGACUUUUAAUGCCUCAAGAACACUGCAAGAACAACUUCACCUCCUAACAGAAGAAAACAUGUCAAUCCCUGAAAAGAUUCUUGCUUACAACAGAGCUAACCGUGCCGUAGCUAUCUUGUGUAAUCACCAACGGGCAGUUCCAAAAACUUUUGAUAAGUCCAUGCAGAAUCUGAAGAGCAAGAUUGAAGAAAAAGAGAAGCAGAUCAAGGAUUUCAAAAAAGAGUUCAAGAAAAUUAAGCAAGCAUACAAAGACAGCAAUGCUAGUAAAGAUAAAGUACUGUUGGAUCGUAAGAAGAAACGAAUGGCACAGUUAGAAGAUCAACUAAGAAAGUUAGAGGUACAGGCUACUGACAAAGAAGAAAAUAAACAAAUAGCACUCGGCACCUCUAAGUUGAACUACUUGGAUCCAAGAAUAAGUGUUGCAUGGUGCAAGAAGUGGGAUGUGCCAAUUGAGAAGAUUUAUAAUAAAACUCAGAGAGAAAAGUUUCUUUGGGCUAUUGAAAUGGCAGGACCAGACUUUCAAUUUUGAAGAUUUUUUUAGAUUAAUAGGUCCUUACAAAAAAAUAAGUAACUGGCAGUGCAACUUAAUAUUCUUUUAACCCAUUUAUAUACCUGUAUGUUUGUGGUGUCACUGGUCUUUUAUCUAGUGGUCUUAAUUGUGCAACUGACAAUAUUGAUGCACAACCAAUCGAAACUGUGGUCCAUGACAAAAACAAAACAUCCGUUUCUUAUGUGGCAUUCAUCAAAAAUGUUUCUGAACAACUAAAACAUGAUUGUUUCCAAGAUGUACAGUUAUAUUGACACGAAUCUCCAAGAUCGUUGAAGCUUGUUCUUUAUUACCAGGUAUUCGUGGGUUAGGACAUAUUUAAGGAAAUUAUAGUUAGCUCUUAAUGCCAUUAAAAUAGUCAUAUCAUUGGAGUAAUCACUUCUUAUUAGUUUUCAAGUUAUGAAUGUCAAAAAAAAAGGAUUUAAUCCUUUAGGUUCUAAUGUAGUAAACAUCUGUGAUUUUUCCACAUGCUAUGACAUCAAGCAAUAUAAUACAUUUUUGCCAGAAGAUGUCUCUCAGAGUUGGUAAUGCUGUAGAAAAAUUGUAAAACCUACAAUUGAAUUAUUUAAUGAACUGUAGAAACUAAAUGGCCCAAUCUCUCAUUGUUGUAAUUACAGUAAAAUGACUCGAUUUUUUUUUGCAUAUGUAAUUGAUGUCUUAAUCUGUUUUCUUGAUUUACUUGUCUUUAAAGAAGCAAUGCAUCAAGCAAUAUAAUAAAUUUUUGCCAGAAGAUGUCUCUCAAAGUCAGUAAUGCUUUAGUAAAAAUUGUCACACCUACAAUUGAAUUAUUUAAUGAACUGUAAAGACUAAAUGGCCCAAUCUGUUAUUGUAAUUACAGUGAAUGUCUUGAAAUUUUGCUUAUUUAUAUGAUGUUUUAAUCUGUCUUCUUGAUUUACUUGUUUUUAAAGAAACAACACAAUAAAGUCUUUAGUUAAUGGUGUAGGUAACUACACGGGGGUUUGAUUUAUAUCAUCUAAUUGAAUGUUAAUCAAUGUAAGGAAUUUGUAUAAUGGAUACUAGUAUUUAUGUUCUCAUGUGUUUGUUGAUUGUUCUGCUACAUAUUACUCAGGCUUUGUUUGGUAUGUUGUGAAAUGUGAGGAUUCAGGUUGCCUAUUGUAUCUGCAAUUAUAUGUGUUGAAAGUGUGCAUUAGAUUCUGAAGAUUGAACGAGUUCAUUGUUUUAUAGAAUAUUCGUGAAAGCAGAAGAGAUAUUUAUACUUUCAGGUAGUUGUACUGAACUUUAAUGAAGAUACAGACAGAUUUUAAGAAUUUUUCUGUGAUCACAAGUAUGAGGAUAAUGCUUUCAAGUUUCAGCUUUAUAAAGCCGUGUGUUAUAUGAUUAUUUUAUUGGUUCACCAUUAGAGAAGAUGUGGGUAGAACAAGAAGCUGCACAGUGGGUUUAAAGCUAUUCUAUAAAAAUGUAAUUUAAAGAUGAAAUUAAUAUGUUGAACUGAUAGUAAUUAUACAAUAAGUAAUUUUGUGUUUUAUCACAGAUAAUCUAAUGAAAAAUAUAUAUUUACAGAGAAUCUGAAAUCAGGUAUUGUUAUAUUUCAUUUGACGAGGUAAAUUAUAUGAAAUGUGAUCUUUUAAUGACUUUAGUGAUCUGCAGAUGUAGGAAUCUGUUGUAACUGAGUUGUUCUCACUUGAAAAUAUCCUUACUAUGAUAUAAUACAAAAAAAGAUCUUUUAUUCACAAAAUUACAGCAUUUUCAGAAACUUCCUUGUUUACAUUAUUAGCUUUGUUUGUCAGCAGUGUAGUACAUUGCUAAUCUCUACUAAUACAUGUUUAGUUAUCUUUAAAAGGGAGUGCAGAUUCAGAAAGUGAAAAUAGUGGGGUAUCAAAAGUUACUGUCAAUUUUACUCGCUGGUAUAGCCUAAAAAAAUGCUAUAUUUUUAGGUAAUAUCUAUGAGUAUGUAAAUUAAGACACAGAAGCAGGAUCAUUCAAUCCACGUUUGUUUCUUAUUUUGUUCACAAGGUUUUCGGUUACAGUUUUAGCAACUAAUUCAGUCUACCAACUAGCUGGCAAAAGAAGUUGCUGACAUUAUCAACUGAAGCUUGGGAAUGAAAUAAGAAAAAAUUUUAAAAAUUUUAUGGACAGUUUGUUAUGAAAGUGAUAUAUUAGAAAGUUGGCCUGAUGUGAUUUGAUUGAUUUUAUAAAUAGAGUUGGAAUACAAUCCAGUAUUUAUUCUAGAUAUAAAUGUUCAGAAUUAUAGAACUAACUAUGAAUUCUAAUUCAUAUUUUAGUUUGUAAUUACAACUGUUGCUGAACAUUUUGCUAGAGAUGCAAAUUUACCUUGUUUUAUAUAUUGUUCAUGUGUUUUAUAUCAAAUUCGUUAUGCUUAGCCUUUGUAAAGGUUGAAAAAGCACAAUAUUUUUCCCAAAUGUUUAAAAACCUUUCUAUAAUUAUGGAUUUUAAUUAUGACAUGACAUUUGCCAAGUAAAAUGUGUAAAAACAUGAGAAGUUCAUGUAAAAACAAAAUUAGCAAAAUUAUAAUUUUGCAUGAGUGAAACUGGAUGAAUUCUAAUGGCAAAAUGCUCCCACUGUCCAGCUUCUUGUAGUCAUAUAAAUAUGUUCUUGCCAAUCAUUGUUUUUUUAUAUAUAUAUAUUGGGAUUUUUAUUCCUUUUAGCAAACAUUUAGUGUAUGUGAUGCACAAACACUUCAAAUUAAACAAAUUUGCAGACAUCAUGUGCAUGGC